This is a messenger RNA of Macrosteles quadrilineatus (aster leafhopper), 510 nucleotides long. RefSeq lists its product as uncharacterized. The record is from RefSeq and is a predicted model, not a curated record. NCBI's taxonomy places the organism in Eukaryota, Metazoa, Arthropoda, Insecta, Hemiptera, Cicadellidae. Bases 124 to 510 code for a protein of 128 amino acids. The transcript has 5 exons.
UAAAGAAAAUUUGUGGUUAGGUUGAUUUGAAAAUAAGGUUCAGUGCAUCUGCAUGGUACUUAGUGCAGUUAAAUAGAUUUUACUUUAAAAUUUAACUUAGAUCACGGAUAAACAUCUUACAGUAUGUCAGUAGAUAGUGAAAGUGUUAGUAAGCGUGAGAGUAACCUCCCUAGGGAGCGGGAGCUAAGCUUACAACAACAGCACACAGAGCCAUGCCGGGAGGAGGCGAGUGGUACUUCUAACGACUUCCGACAAUGGCAGAGCUCUAUCAACUUAAUGUGCGAUGAGAAGAUGGAUAUCGAUCUGAUCAAGUCUGAAAUCGAGCUGCCAUUAGCAAAGAAAGGCUCUAAGGACUUUGAUAUCUAUUGCAUCCCUGGCAUUCGCCCACUCGACCCUGAUGCAGCAUUGGUAAAGGAAGGAUCUAAGGACUUGGACGUUUGUUGCAUCCCUGGAAUUCGCCUACUCGUCUCUCCUGCAGCUAAAAAGAAGAAGGUGAACUUCCAAGAAUAA